This is a messenger RNA of Miscanthus lutarioriparius, 1626 nucleotides long. The record is from the annotation of a GenBank genome assembly. Lineage: Eukaryota; Viridiplantae; Streptophyta; Magnoliopsida; Poales; Poaceae.
AUGACCUCCUUGUUCAAACGCCUCCCUCGCAACCGCCUUGCCGCCACUCGGCGGAGCAGCCGCCGCGUCCACACACAACCGCGCCCGCACCCUUCCCUCGCCAUCUUCUCCCGCCUCUUCAUCGAGGGGCCGUUACCCGCCGCGCUCGCGCUGCUCCCUGACCUCGCCGCGGCGGGGCUCCGCGCGGACCCCGUCUCCCUCACCCGCCUCGUCAAGCUCUGCGUGCGCCACGGCACGGCAAGCGACGGCCGGCUCAUCCAUCGCCACGUCGAGACCCAUGGACCGCUGUCUCACUACAGCGCCGGCGGCGGCCUCUUUGUCUCCAACUCGCUCGUCUCGAUGUACGCCAAGUUCGGCCUGCUCGACGAAGCGCUCAGGCUGUUCGACGGAAUGCCGGAGAGGAACGUCGUCACCUGGACGACCGUCGUCGCGGCGCUGGCAAACUUAAACGGGAGGAAGGAGGAGGCGCUCAGGUUCCUGGUGGCCAUGCGGAGGGACGGGGUGGCGCCCAACGCGUACACGUUCUCAAGUGUCCUUGGCGCAUGUGCCACGCCGUGGGUGCUCGCGGCCGUGCACGCGAGCACUGUCAAGGUAGGGCUGGACUCAGAUGUGUUCGUGCGGAGCUCAUUGAUCGACGCGUACAUGAAGCUUGGGGAUCUGGACGGUGGGCGGCGUGUGUUUGACGAGAUGGUGACUGGAGAUUUGGUCGUUUGGAAUUCAAUCAUUGUGGGUUUCGCACAGAGUGGAGAUGGGGUUGGGGCGAUAGAGCUGUUCACGAGGAUGAAGGAUGCUGGGUUCUCGGCUAACCAGGGUACCUUGACAAGCGUCCUGCGAGCGUGCACCGGGAUGGUCAUGCUUGAAGUGGGGAGGCAGGUGCAUGCUCAUGUGCUCAAGUAUGAUAGGAACUUGAUCCUUCACAAUGCGCUUCUAGACAUGUACUGCAAGUGUGGGAGCUUGGAGGAUGUAGAUGCCUUGUUCCACAGGAUGCCACAGAGGGAUGUAAUCUCAUGGAGCACCAUGAUAUCUGGUUUGGCGCAGAAUGGGAAAAGCGCUGAGGCGUUGAGGGUUUUUGACUUCAUGAAAUCUGAAGGAGUGGCACCGAACCGCAUAACGAUGGUUGGAGUACUCUUUGCCUGCAGCCAUGCUGGUCUAGUGGAAGAUGGCUGGCACUACUUUAGGUCCAUGAAGAAGCUCUUUGGCAUUCAACCUGAGAGAGAACACCACAACUGCAUGGUCAAUCUCCUUGGUCGAGCUGGGAAGCUCGAUGAGGCUGUCGAAUUCAUCCGUGAUAUGAACCUUGAGCCAGAUUCAGUCAUUUGGAGAACUCUCCUAGGUGCUUGCAGGAUGCAUAAAAAUGCCAAUCUUGCAGCAUACGCAGCCAGAGAAAUACUUAAACUGGAGCCUGAUGACCAAGUUCAGGAGCUGAACCGGUUGAUCGGAAGGAUCAGUGCUCUUGGUUAUGUUCCACAGACAGAAUUUGUGCUGCAGGACCUCGCAAUAGAGCAGAAGGAAGAUCUGCUGAAAUAUCACAGUGAGAAGAUGGCGAUCGCAUUUGGAACGAUGCAUGCGGUAGACGGGAAGCCCAUCAGAAUCAUGAAGAACCUGAGGAUCUGUGGUCUGUGGUGA